GCAUUCAGUAAACACAGACACUCACCGUGAGUUUCCAGUUUGAACGUGUAUUCAGCAAGUUUGUGCCUAACAAAAUAAAAACAGUUGACGCCGUAACAUUGGUUUGCGAUUACAUUUCCGACAAGACAGAGCCUCAGAUUGCUGCCAUGUCCAGAGGAACCAGCUUUCCGAGAAGUGGUGAGGCUCCUCCUCAGUGGAGCACACGAGAACAGCGUCCUCCGCUUAAUGAAAUUGACCGCCUCCGGACGGAAAACCGCAACCUCCGAGAGAGCACUUACAAGCUGAAAGGACGCAUCUAUGGGCUCCUAGCAGAAAGGAGAGAAUUGGUCCACUUACAUGAAGUUGAGUCAAUCACCAAAGAAAUGAAGCAACUUCAGGAAAGGAACAAAAAGCUGGAAGAGGAAAGCAAAAGUAUGAAGGAACAAAACGUGAAGGUGGAAGAGACAUGGGACAUAGCAAAACUGAAAGAGGCUCUCGUCCAAAGCAGAAGUCCAGAACAGAUGGACAAGGAAUUUGUGAUUAAGAAAUAUGCAGAAAAAAUGCAUGAAAUGCUAAAGCAAAACUUUGUGAAGCGGCAGCAGAAACAAGAAUGGGAGAAAAGAAAUCCAGCAAAGAAUGACAAAGAAUUUGUGAAUAAGAAAGAUGCGGAAGAAAUGCACGAAAUGCUAAAGCAGAACUUUAUGAAGCGCCAGCAGAAGCAAGAAGGGGAGAAAAGAAAUCAAGAGCUCAAGCAGAGGCAAGAAGUGGAAGAUUAUGAGGAACUGGUGAGGAAGCACCAAGAACUGGAGGCCAAAUAUGCAGAAAUCCAGGAGAAAAACAUGGAAUGGGAGGAAAAAUAUACUCAACUUGAAACAGAGCAUAAGGGACUGGAGAGAAGAAAAGCAGCACUGCAGGAAGAGACCAAAGAAAACAAGCAGAAAUACAGCAAGCUUGAAGAAAAAUUCCAGGCAGUGGUUGAAGAGUUCAACAAAUUCAGGGAGAAAUGUCAAAACAUUGAGGAGGAAAAUGUCAAAUUUGUGCUUGAAGUGGCAAAUUUGGAGGAGAAGAACAGGGAGCUCGAGGAGCAACAAAAGAAAAAGAAAAAACGCUCCAAAUUCUUCUGGUCCAAGUCAGGCGAUGCAGAGGGCAAGAAAAAAGCCAUGAAAGCUAAAGAAAAAGUGGAUCAGGAAGAAAAAGCAGACAAGAAGAAAGGAGGUGGCUGGCGCUGGUUCACCAGAUACAAGAAACAUUCACAUGACAGAAGUGUGGAAGAAGCUGCUGGUGGCUCUGCUCAGGCUGGAGGACAGUAGUUUUCACCGUGAUCCUCCCUCCACCUCCACCUUCACUCCUCCUUUCCUCUACCCCUUUCCUUUCUUCUCUCUCCCUCUCUGAUCCCUCUCCCUUUCCUCUUUCUUUCUCUCUUCACUUCUCUUCUCGCUCCCUUUACGGGCAGCAUGGAGGCUCAGUCAUCAGCCUCACAGAAACCCUUCUCUGUCCACCAAUUGUAUAUAUUAACCAUUCAAUA
This is a messenger RNA of Archocentrus centrarchus (flier cichlid), 1504 nucleotides long. Its product is annotated as trichohyalin-like. NCBI's taxonomy places the organism in Eukaryota, Metazoa, Chordata, Actinopteri, Cichliformes, Cichlidae. The transcript has a single exon. The record is from RefSeq and is a predicted model, not a curated record. The coding region runs from base 147 to 1289 and encodes 380 amino acids.